Fopius arisanus is the source of this 2647-nucleotide messenger RNA. RefSeq lists its product as uncharacterized. The record is from RefSeq and is a predicted model, not a curated record. The coding region runs from base 52 to 2199 and encodes 715 amino acids. Gene Ontology annotation, cellular component: plasma membrane. Gene Ontology annotation, molecular function: Wnt-protein binding. The transcript is spliced from 5 exons. NCBI's taxonomy places the organism in Eukaryota, Metazoa, Arthropoda, Insecta, Hymenoptera, Braconidae. Gene Ontology annotation, biological process: negative regulation of Wnt signaling pathway.
UAUCAGCGAUAUGUGAUUGUGCAAGUGCAUUGCAAAUAGUUUUACCUAAUCAUGGACAUCCUCAAGAUAAUCAUUUUACUAUUUACAAUCACAGGCGUUUGUCAGAGUUAUAGAAUUUGGAGCAACGAGUGGAGAGAUCCAGGUGGUGAUCAGUGUGAUACAGCAAUCAGAGAAACAAUCCAGGAAGACAGAGCAACGAUCGUAGAUGACACACCAGACAGACUCCAUUCAAUUUGGCUAUCUCAAGAAUGUGAAGUGAGGGCGGGUCCGGAGUAUGUCAUCAGGAAAUACACGUUCUUCGAGAAUGGCACAUUUUUACUGAUGAGACAUCAUUAUGCCGAGGAGUCUUGUAGUGUAGCGACACAUACCGUUGUGGCAAGGGGAAUCAUUCGAAUCCUGUCAUCAUCUGCAUCAGCCCCUGGUGCUACGGAAACUAGUUACCAGCUGGAACGCGUUCAUAUUGUUCCACUGACACGACAGGUCGCCCACAAAUUCGGCCAUCGUGUUAAUGUGACCUGCACUCCGCAGCCGCGUUGGCGACCCUAUGUGCCCCAAAUAAUUUACGAACAACCGUUAAAACGUAGUUCGAAGUUCAAUUGGGAAGGGCCUACAUACAAUUCCUUUCAACGUCCGAUUCCCUCGAGGAAAUACGGUGCUCUCAAUUGUCUAGGUCCCUUGGGUAUUGAUUUCAAUGAGCUGCGUCUCGUGAGAGUUCAAAGGAAGCCCUCAACAUCGACAGCAUUUGGAUUGGGCCCCAAUGGGGAACCCAAAGUCGAGCUUUUCCUGGGGAGUCUAUCUCCAAAUGUUCAUGUGAAGAAAUCCCACAGGUCUACAUCGUUGCAGCCAACCGCUCUCCUUCGAGCUGAUACGAUCAAAGGCUGUUUGGUGUGCAGUGCAAUAUCCAGGGGGACUGAGAACAGUCCACCUCUUCUCCACGAAGUCGCAGCCCUUCCAGCACUUCUUGGUGGUUCAUGGAUAUCUGGGAAUUGCGAGAGCUGCGAGGGCGGUCUCUGGAUAAAACGUCAACUCCAAGUCUACUCUGGUGAUCUCCUCUGGACAGGUCGUUGGGAUUAUUUCGCCGAUGCCAAAUGCAAUAAAUUCAUCUACGCAGUUACAGCAGCAGGGAGCUACAUCCAACGUCCGGGACAUCAACGCCAUCAUCAGCUCACCGAACAAGAUUUCCUCGAGCCAAAAGAGACUAUCAUCAAUUACCCCAUCGAUGAAAUAGCAGAGACUGAAAUAUUCACAUCGUAUCCUGAAAAACCGAAACGAUAUGCACGACAGGUUCAGUACAACAAGAGGGAUUUUUCUCCCUGGAUGAAACCAGAAAUGGCGAAGAAAUUGUUGGAUAUUUACGAGGAGGACCGCAGUCUUCGUGCUGCCAUGAUACCGAAAAUAAACUUUGACAAAGUAAUUGAUGGUCAAUUGGAAACUUCAGAAUCCACAACAGAAAUACCGAUAACCACAGCAGUCACAACAACCACAACAACCACAACAACCACAACAACCACAACAACUUCAGAGACAACGACAAAAGAAACUAAGAAAGUGCCUGAACAAACGACAGAAUCAUUAGCAGAUCUCGCUCUGCGAAGGACUUUGGGUUCAGACAAAUCUUACCGCCACCUUCUUGGCAGCACUCAUCCUUCCCUGGCGGAAUCAUUUGCCGCAAUGCUCCGUGGAAAUCAGAGACGUGAAGAAACAACGAAAAAACCCUUGGAUCAGGUGUCAUCAAUUCCUGCAGGAACCACUGAACUCGAUCUUCAUGUGGCUGAGAGCCUUCUAAUCGUUGGGGAUUUAUCGAUAGCAGCAAGAUGUGGAGCUCAGAUAGUCAGUGAUGGAAGUGGAGGACUCAAGGUGAAGCCCCUGGGCUCGUGGCCAAGGAAUUGUGUUAGACAUGCACUCGAGGCCCCUUCGACUCUUGGAUUGAGAGCUAGAGUUGGGGUCAAUUGGAGUGGGCAGUAUACGUUGCUUGUUGGGCCCAGGGAUGAUAAUCUCUGGGAGGCACCUUUGCGACAGUGUGGGAGAACUCCUAGUUAUAAUCCUUCACUAAGGGCUCAUCUCAGACUGAGCUUGGGCCACAGAUAUGGGCUCUUGCAAUCUUCUGGCACGAGUUCCACCCGUGCUUCACAAAAUCUUCAGCUAUCCGCUGUUAUCCUGAUAAUUAAUUUUUUUUUCUGCCAUUCGUCUCGUAAUUAGAAGAGUUUAAUUGAUCAACUGGAGAAGAAUAAUGGAAACAAUUGGCAAAUUAGUCGUUUAAUUAAUUAAUCGGCUCUGUGUAGCGGAUCGAGAAAAUUCGGAAAAAUUUCAACAGAACCAACCGAAAAUUAAUAGAAUGCCAAUUCAAUAGAAUUAUCUUGUGACUUUCGUAGAAAUCUUGUAAAUACUUUCCUUAUAUUGUACAUAUGUAUUUAAUGAAGAUGUAGUUGAUUCAGCUGCUGCGCAUGGACGAACACCAACCAGUGACUCAUUAGGGAUAAAAAUCGUAUUUAAGAUUAGAUUUAUUUAAUUAAAAAAAAUAGGUUGGUGUUGCUGCCGCCUAAGGGAUACCCCCCCAGUGAAAUUUUGACGAUAAAGCAUUGUAAAUAGUAUAAUAAAAAAUGUAAAUAAUUCUGUACAUAUUCAAUAUAGUCAUGUUUAAAAUCAA